This is a messenger RNA of Rana temporaria (common frog), 3595 nucleotides long. Its product is annotated as protocadherin gamma-B5-like. NCBI's taxonomy places the organism in Eukaryota, Metazoa, Chordata, Amphibia, Anura, Ranidae. Gene Ontology annotation, molecular function: calcium ion binding. Gene Ontology annotation, cellular component: plasma membrane. Gene Ontology annotation, biological process: homophilic cell-cell adhesion. The record is from RefSeq and is a predicted model, not a curated record. The transcript has a single exon. The coding region runs from base 1136 to 3595 and encodes 819 amino acids.
UUAAGCCGGCGGUGCGCAUCGGAGAUCCGCUCCGCCUCACUAAAUAUGCGCCGAUCUACGAGAAUAUGGCCCAGUCAGUUUAAAUUACACACACAGCAUUGAAAUCUAUAACAUCUUACUUUAAUACAUUGGUUAAACUUUCACAGUAUCACAUGGAAAAUAUAUUAUUGUACUUAGUAACUGGUACAAAAAUCUAUUUAGUUGCACUCUCCACCAAAAGUCCCCUUUAGUAACUGAUCAGACUUGCGCAACGGAUAGGAGGACAUUUGAACCAUUCCGCCUUUCUAUUCCGCCUUUUCAAUUGUAUAGUUCUGUAGUUUGGAGAUUUCUUGCAGAACAGCACAUUUCAGGUUAUGCAAAAGUAUUUAAAUGGGGUUGAGGUCUGGACUUUAAUAUGGCUAAUUCAAAUACACACUUUUUUUUGUGGUACAGUCAGGUGAUCCUUUGCAGACAGCAGGAUUUCCUGAAGAGCAGUGGUUUCUUUCAUGGUGCCCUCCCAUAAAUACCAUUGUUGUCUAGUAAUUUUGCAUGGUGGACAAUUGAUUUAGCUAGUUAAUGGGAUUUUCCAAUGCCAAAAAAAGACAAAAAAUUGUAGACAAAGAGUGCAAUGCUUUGUCCAUCAUACGUUUAGGCACAUUUCUGUUUGUAUUAUCAAGAAGGCGUGGUUAUCUCUUAUAACUUAUUGUGUUGUCUGUUACAUAGCAUUGUUCACAAUUCAACCAGGCAUAAAUAUAUGAAGAAUGUAUGCAUGCUGCAUUUAUCUUUUAAUGUAAAACCUAAUACUAUUUAUAAAGACAAAAAUGUUAAAUCGGAUUAAAUCCAGAACUGCCUAUUUGUACUGUCUAUGUACCAAUGCAAACACUAAAUAAAGCAUAGAUUGAAAAGUAUUUCAGUGUUGCAGUUCCUCACUUACACCUCAGAGCGCCGCUGUUUGCCCAAUAAGGAGAAGAAUACAGAACUGGAGAUCCACUGGUAUUUUCAUCAUCUACACACACUGCAGAUCUGCAUGAGGAGGCACAGCCAUUUUCUGGAUUCUCUCUGAACAGCCAACACAUUUUAUUAUUUUCACAAAAAAAAAAAACUUUAUUCUCUCUGGAUUACAUAUGCUAAAUAUCCUGAAGGACACUAUUUGUAGAUGCUAGGCUUAUUCAAGAUGAAGCAAUCUUCACAGACAUGCAAGGGAAUAACAUGGCAAGUAAUAUUUUCCUUAUUUUUUUUUUGGCUGUGUCAUUCAGUCUCAAGUCAAAUUCAUUAUUCCAUUGUAGAAGAAAUGAGAAAAGACUCUGUUAUAGCAAUUAUUGCAGAAGACCUGGGAUUAGAUAUUAAACAGCUCUCAUCAAGAAAGCUGCAAAUUAUAUCACAUAUAUCAGAGAAAUAUUUGUAUGUGAAUGUGGAUAAUGGACAUCUCUAUGUGAAGGACAGGAUAGAUAGAGAGGCUCUGUGUGGGGCAGAAGCUACCUGCUUCCUAACCUUUGAUGCUGUGGUUGAAAAUCCAUUUAAUGCUUUUAAAGUGAAAAUAGAAAUUCAGGAUAUUAAUGACAAUCCUCCAGUGUUUUAUCCUGAGACGUUCACUAUAGAAACUAUUGAACUAACAUCACCAGGAACAAGAUUUGCAUUACAAAAUGCAGAAGAUCUGGAUAUUGGUGUUAAUUCAGUACAGACAUAUAAACUCAGUGACAAUUCACAUUUUACAUUAAGUCAGAAAUUUAGCAGUGAUGGAUUUCAAUCACUUGAGCUUGUGUUAGAGAAAUCACUGGAUCAAGAAAUACAAAAUGUUCAUGAACUAAUUUUAAUAGCUCUGGAUGGAGGAAAUCCUGUAAGAUCUGGAACAGCUGUAAUAAGAAUCAUUGUUAUUGAUGCUAAUGAUAAUUUUCCAAUAUUUUCUCAGAAGGUGUACAAAGUUAGUGUGAGUGAGAAUGGUGCAGUAAAUACUACUAUAAUCAAUGUAAAUGCUACAGACAGAGAUGCUGGAACAAAUGGGCAAAUCACUUAUUCCUUCAGCAAGACAUCAAAAAAUGUCCAUCCUUCUGGCGUUUUCAGUAUUGAACCUAAAAGUGGUGAUAUUAAAAUAAACAGAAAGUUAGAUUUUGAAGAGACAAGAAAUUAUGAAUUGUCUGUUCAAGCUAAGGAUGGAGGAGGACUUGUUUCGCAUUGUAAGGUUUUGAUAGAUGUCAUAGAUGAGAAUGACAAUGCUCCAGAGAUAUCCAUCAAAUCCUUAUCUUCACCCGUUCCUGAGAAUUCUGCACAUGGAAAAAUGAUAGCUGUAAUCAGAGUCCAUGAUAAAGAUUCAGAAGAAAAUGGAGAAGUGGAUUGUAAGCUCACAGGGAAAAUGCCUUUUAAUUUAGUUUUGUCAUCUAACAGUUUUUAUACAAUUGUGACCACAAGUUCUAUGGAUCGAGAGAAAGUGUCAAAUUAUAACAUAACAAUUGUAGCCACUGACAGAGGAUCUCCUCCCCUUUACAGUCAGAAAACCAUCAAACUGGAGAUAUCAGAUGUUAAUGACAAUCCUCCUUUGUUUAUGAAAUCUACUUAUAUUGCUUAUGUACAAGAGAACAAUUUACCAGGAGCCUCAAUAUACAGUAUACACGCUUCUGAUGAUGAUGCUGGAGACAAUGCAAAAAUUAUUUAUUCAAUUUCUAACGAAAAUACAGAAGAUCUUCCUAUUUCUUCCUAUUUUUCUCUUAAUAUUGAGACUGGAGUUAUCUAUGCCCAACGAUCCUUUGAUUAUGAGCAACACAAGGAAUUUAUAAUAGAAGUAACAGCUAAGGACAAUGGACACCCAUCUUUGAGUAGCAACACAACAAUAACUAUCAAAGUCAUAGAUCAGAAUGAUAAUGCACCAAAACUCCUAUACCCACCCCCAGAGAGUGGAGCAUCAGCGGGGUUUGAGAUGGUGCCUUUUGCUGCUGAGCCUGGAUCAUUAAUAACAAAGGUAGUUGCAGUGGAUGCAGACUCUGGACAUAAUGCUUGGCUCUCUUAUAAUUUUGCACAAGUAGCUGAGCCAUCUUACUUCACCAUUGAUGAACAUACAGGUGAAAUUCGAACGCAACGUGUUUUUCAAGAGAAAGAUACUCUGAAUCACAAGAUUGUGGUGAUUGUAAAGGACAAUGGUAUUCUAUCUCUCUCUGCUACAGUUACUGUCACUCUGGUUGUUGCAAAUGAUUUCCAACAAGUAGUCCCUAAAUUUGUCAGUCACUUCACUGAUGAAGAUUAUCAAUCCAACUUGCAGCUGUACUUGAUAAUUGCUUUAGCAGUAAUAUCUCUGCUGUUUAUUAUAACUGUUAUGUUGGCUGCAUUAUCUAAAUGCAGAAAGUCUAAACCAUUCCCAGUAUAUGGGCCGGUCAGUUCAAAUUUAUAUCCUCAAGUCGAUCCCAGGAUGCUGUCUCAAUAUACCAGUGGAACACUAACACUUCCUUACUCUUACAACGUUUGUGUGGCUUUGGAUUCUGGGGAAAAUUCUGGGGACUUUACAUACAUGAAAACGAAUCAAAAUGUCCUUCUGGAUAAUCUAAUUGAUGCUGAUGAUUCAGGUGUUGGAAAGGAAAGUUUAAUGGAGGAUUUGCCAACCAGCAGUCAAAUCCAGGUGAGCUUUUGA